This is a messenger RNA of Phyllopteryx taeniolatus (common seadragon), 3483 nucleotides long. RefSeq names its product phosphoinositide-3-kinase adaptor protein 1 (gene pik3ap1). Gene Ontology annotation, cellular component: cytosol. The record is from RefSeq and is a predicted model, not a curated record. Lineage: Eukaryota; Metazoa; Chordata; Actinopteri; Syngnathiformes; Syngnathidae. The coding region runs from base 155 to 2713 and encodes 852 amino acids. Gene Ontology annotation, molecular function: phosphatidylinositol 3-kinase regulatory subunit binding; signaling receptor binding. The transcript is spliced from 17 exons.
UGAUACCACAGCAACGGGUGAAAGCUAACUUAUUCCUAUACAGAACGCUGGAACUGGUUUUGGAGGGGAAUUAAAAAAAAAAAAAAAAAAAACGUCUUUCUUCGAACUAUGAUUCUUGAGGCCUGAUCAUUUUACACACCUUCAAGACAUAAACAUGGAAGAAAACAUCUCCUGUGGGGAAUCAGUUAAUUCUACAUCCCUCCCACCGCAUGAGCUACUAAUUCUGCACACUGCUGAGGCACAGGAAUGGGCAACAUAUUUGCAGCAGAUCCUGCAGAAGUCUUCCAGGAAGUUCCACAAAAGCUCACUUUUGCUUUAUACCAUUGGCCCAGCUGAUCGUGGGUACAACUUUGAAAAUGUUCACAGCUUCAAUUGCGUUGUGCUGCUCCUCACUGGAGCAUUCAUAGACUUCAUGUCUGAGCCUGAACUGCAUGGAGCCCUUCAGAGGCUGCUCCACCCAUCACACAGAGUGGUGGCGCUGUUGUGUGGCGUCUCCGAAGAAGACAUUCUGAUGGCUGAUGGCUUUGAAGAAUGGUCCCGUUGGAGGAAACUUCACGCUGAGGAUGAACCUGCUAUCUACGUCUCGACGAUUUUGGAGACCAUCACUAACAGCAAGCUACAGGCUGAACAUGUGAUCAAAUAUACAGCCUCAGAACAGCUGCACAUCACACGAGCCUCUUCAAGUGAAGAUCCCACCACAGAUGAGACACGGGAAGUGAUGUCAGACGAGUGUCGAAAAAGAACCUUGAAGGAUGAUGAACUUGUGACCGUCGGUCUUUCAGUAACCAAGGAAAUGAAUCCACACUCACACAUCAACUGCCUCACUGUCCAACCAACCCGACUUCUGUGUGGAGUGGAGGAAAGCAUUUUUAUCAUCUUUUCUGAUAAAGUAGAUGAUCUCUCAUCACCAGAGGUGGAGUUUUCUUCUGAAAAUAACCCAACAAAAAUAGUUCCAUGCACUGUUGAGAAUGAGUACACCAUAAGUCUUACUGCACCCGAAAUGCAAGCAGGGGUGGUAUCACUCACUCUGUGCUCUACUCAGUCACGUAUAAGCUUGAAAAGUGUCACAUACUAUACCAACAUGGGAGAAGUCAGUCAGUGUCUUGAAAAUGCUGCCGAUCCCAUAAAUUUCCUCUGCCAGGCUUUCAAUUUGAUGUCCAAUUCAAUUGAGUUUUUGGACAACAUUCUAACUGACUCAAUAAAAUCCAAGAUGCCAGCAUGUCUUCAGCUGUUUGGGAUCAGACAGAUUGAGGAGCACAAUAUGGCAGCAUAUAAGCGUAGUGAGGAACUUCCCACGCUGCUCCACUUUGCUGCGAAGUACGGCCUGAAGAAGCUGACGAGGGUCCUCCUUCAGAUUCCUGGGGCGCUGCAAGCUUACAGCGUGAUGAACAAGAACGGAGAUUAUCCAAAUACGCUGGCGGAAAAGAGUGGCUUCCCAGAUCUCCGACAGUUUAUUGAUGAAUUUGUUACUGCAGAUAUGCUCAAAUCUUACAAUGAAGGUCCAGACGAGAGUACAGAGGACUAUGAAGAGAUGUCAACUACCAAGUACUCAAGUUGUCCCAAUGACAUGUAUGUGUCAAUGCUGGGCAUAAACCCUGAGUGUGCGGAUGACCUAUAUGAAGUUAUGAAUGAAGUAGUGGAAAACCCUGAGGAAGCUAUGUUGAGGAAAUUUUUUCAAGCAAAACCUCACAACAGUGUAGCCCUGGAUGAGGGAGAGCAACUUAAAUGUGAGCAAAUGGAAAACGCAGAAGCAAAUGACCUGAACGAAAUUGUCAAUGAGUUCGAACCGUACAACCUCUCCAGUGAAGACAUCUAUGAUACUUUGGAUGACAAUAAUUGCCACAAUGCAGCAGUCCUGUCCCGACCACCAGCCCCGAUCCCCAGACCUGAAAUUGAGCCUGAGCCUGAACCUGAAAAACCUGUAACCUAUAUUGCAAGAGUAUUUUCAGAUAAAGCUAUGUCCCAAAGUCAAGCCAUGGGAACAUAUCAGGAAGCUGCAGCUCAGCCUGCGAUGGACUCCUCCAUACCUGUAUAUGACGCUUUUGCUGGCAUGAAGACGCUCGGUCAGAGACAGCUUAUAACCCUGCAGGAGAGGGUAAAAGUGGGAGAAAUUACUGUGGAUGAAGCUGUCUGUGAAUUCAAAGCUUGGCAGCUGGACCAUGAGAGCAGAGCAACCUCAGUGCGCUAUCAGCAGGAUAAUCUUAGAAGAUUAAGAGAGAGCAUCAACAGGCGUCACAAUGAGAGAGAAAAGGCAGGAAAGGAUCUUGACUAUGAGAUAAGUGCCCCACUGCAAAGAAACUCCUUUUGGGGGGCCACUGUGACAUUGGAGUGUCCUGUAUAUGACGGAACACCCAGAAUGGUGCCUCCAUCCUCCUCAGCAGCUCAAUUUAUCCAAAGAGGCAGCUGGAAGACAGGGAGCACAUCCAGUACAUCCAGUAGUGAGAGCAACAGACUUAGCACUCACAGCAACGUAAGCUACAGUAGUGGGACAGAGCCAGAUUUCGAGGACUCUUUAGAAAACCUCCCCCUUCCACCACGACCUUCCGAUGCAGCUCCACUAAUUCCACCCAGAAUUCCGCCACGAAAUUCACAAAGCAUGUCAGAUAAAAUGUUGCCCGAGCCUUACGUCCCCUACCCGACCCGAGCACCUCCUCAAAGACCUCCUCAAAGACACACAAAGUCUGCUCCUCCUGUUCCACGUCGACUGCGGUGAUGGACAGAAGUCAACGUCUUGUGUCCAAUCAUUUGUGUGCUGUUUUAAUGUUAGAGAAGAGAAGUGAAGAGGUUGGAUAGUGUGCACUUCAGUGGGGCAAGCAAAAAAAAGAACAAAUGAAACUGCCCACAUAGAGACAUUUUCUUCUCUUAAUUGAUUUUAAGGACAGUACCACUUUGCAAAAAGAUGCUUAUAGUGUGGAAUGUGUGAUUAAGAUACUUGCUGGAUGUGUCUGAGAAGCAUGAAGUUUAGAUUUGUGUGUGUGUGUGUGUGUGUUGACCUUACUGUAUUUAUUGUAUAUACAGAUAGACGAAUGGAUGGAUAGAUAAACAGACAGCCAUUCAUGCUAACAUUCACACCUAUGGACAAUUUGGACUAGUCUUCAAUUAACUUGCAUGUUUUGGGGGUGUAGGAGGAUACCUGGAGAAAACCUGCAAACAUUCAAACUUUACACAGGAAGGCCAGAGCAGAGAUUCAAACCCCAAACCUCUGAACUGUGAGAGACGCAUGCUAACCACUUGGCUACCGUGCUGCCCAAUAUUAAUCCCGUGAGGGAAAUUAGCUUGCCACAGCCGCAAUAUUCAAAUAUGACAUUUGAACUUCACCCAAUAUGUACAGUGUAUCAAACAUCUAGUGAUAUGCAUAAUAGUUGUUUUGCACAUUACCUCCUCUUUGAGUUUCUAAACAUUGAAAUAAAUAGAGUAUGUCAACCCAAACAGCACAUUAAGAUGUUCUUUGUUUACUUUUGUAAAUAAAUAUGAUACAUUAUA